Molecule: messenger RNA, 1092 nt
Organism: Syzygium oleosum
Lineage: Eukaryota; Viridiplantae; Streptophyta; Magnoliopsida; Myrtales; Myrtaceae
Product: transcription factor MYB104-like
Exons: 3
Coding region: 1-1092 (363 amino acids)
Source: RefSeq, a predicted model, not a curated record
AUGCCGAAGAGAGAGCGGUCGGCAGUAGGGGAGCUCAUGAAAGGGCCGUGGACGCCGGUGGAGGACGAGAUACUGGUGCAGUAUGUGCGGGAGCACGGAGAGGGCGACUGGAACCGCGUCAGGCGCCUCACCGGCGUCCCUCGAAGUGGCAAGAGCUGCCGCCUCCGCUGGCUCAACCACCUCCGCCCCGACCUCAAGAAGGGCACCUUCUCCGACGAGGAGGAGCGGCUGGUCGUGGAGCUCCACGCUCGCUUCGGCAACAAGUGGUCGCUCAUAGCCGCCCAGUUGCCGGGACGCACGGAUAACGACAUCAAGAAUUUCUGGAAUACUAGGGUGAAGCGGCAUGAGAGUGCCGGCUGGCCGUUGUACCAGGCAAAUCCAAACAUAGGCCGCGCACCGAUCGUUGGCCAUACUACUUUCUUGCCAGCACAGAGCCCUAAUUUUCUUGCGGGUAAUGUUCCAGUUCCUCCAGGUUUUGUGCAGCCCAAUAGGAAUUCUGCACUUGCAUACGUCCGAGAAGCGAUGCCGCCUUUUAUCCGAGCAGGCAGUAGUCUCAUAAGUGAUCUGCCGCCACCGUUCAUUCGAUACGCCCAUCAGAGCAGCGAGACGAUCGCUGCGCCAGGUUUCUCGCCUCUGCAUAAUGCUGAUUUUGAAGGCAAUCGCCAUCUGCCCUCUGGUGCCCGUUAUGCCCCGCCUUUCAGACCCGUUUUCGGGACUAGAAUGCCGGAGCUCCCUUCAGGCCAGAGUUUACAAGCUGGACAAGGUAGUCGGGGCAAAACAUCCUCUCUGCUGCUGCACCAGAUUGAUGAUACGAAACAGCAUCCGCAUCCGCUUGCAGCAGAAAAUGUUAUCAACCCACUGCAAGCGAUCCUGCAUGCACCGCAGUCGUCGAAAACUACAAACGGAGAUUUGGAUCCACGAUGCAACGAAAUCAGCACUGAGGGUCAUUCUGCGUCGCCAGCAUUCAUAGAGCAAGCUCCUGAUAGCAGAGAAUCAUCAAUCGGACCUAAUUUGAAUCCUGAAGCACAAGCACGUCGUAUUGAUGCAACUCGGCCGGAUGCUCUACUUGGACAGUGUCAGUUUUUCGCCUGA